Molecule: messenger RNA, 1186 nt
Organism: Stylophora pistillata
Lineage: Eukaryota; Metazoa; Cnidaria; Anthozoa; Scleractinia; Pocilloporidae
Product: C-reactive protein 1.4
Source: RefSeq, a predicted model, not a curated record
CGACCUGCAAUUUCCACAAAGUUUGGAUGGAUAUGCAAUAGUCGAGCCCAGCCUACUUCCUGACAUGGAAUCAUUCACAGUCUGUUUUUGGAUCAAGUUAAUGACAUAUUCAGGGCCGCUAGCGCCAACAACGACUCUGUUGUCUUACUCUACCAGUAAAUACAAGAAGGCUUUUCACUUGGAGACAAAACGGACAACCAUUACGAUAGAUAUUUACAUGGAUGAUAAUAACCUCCUCUAUCUAAGGUUACCAAAUAGCCUUAAACUUGAAGAUAAAAGUUGGCACCAUGUCUGCAUCAUUUGGUACCAAACACUUCCUAUACCUAUGACUGGUUUCUACUUUGAUGGUACUCAUGUCCUAACGUCACGGGCUUUCAGAGCAGAUAAAGGUCUCAAAGGAGGCGGAACUUUGGUGCUUGGUGCUCGGAGGGAUGGGUCUGGUGAGUUCGUUGAACGUUUAAACGGAAGUAUGAGUAACUUGAAGAUCUGGAAUAGAGAACUGACUGCACAAGAGAUAAGUAAAGUACAUGGCAGCUGCGACUUUACCAGAGGAAAUGUAUUCAAUUGGUGUGAAAACGUGAUCGCCCCAAUGCUUCGAAAAGGCGUUAAAAUUGUGUCACCCUCUACUACAUGCAUUUCCAGUUUACAUGGGGAAUCGACCUUUACGAGACAAGAGAACUUCAAACUAGUAGGACAUGUGGUUACCCAAAAGUCAGUGAGGGACGAGUUCACUUGCGCAUUGCUCUGUUUACGAUCUUGCAAUUGUCAGUCAUUUAACCUCUUCAAACAGGACGAGGACCAGUUCCUAUGUGAGCUGAGCAGUGCGACAGGCAAACAGCACCAAGCUGAUCUUAUCUUAACCCAAGAUAAAGAUGUUACAUAUCAUGCCAUGUUGUACGACUGAGUGGCAAUGCUAAUACCUUUCUUCCCUCUUAGAUAUAGACAGAUUUACGAUUGGGUGUAAGAAAAAAACAUAGUAAAAACAAUGGCCAAUGAGAACGGAGGAAAAUAUCACAAACAGCCUUUUUGAGUCAAGACAAUAAAGGACACCCAUGCAGACUAAUAAGUUCAAAGUUUUGUCAAUUAACUUUGCCUCUUUACUUUAUUUGGCCCCAAACAGAGCCAAUGAUUCGUAGGUUUGUAGCUUUGGUCAACCAUGCAGCUAUUAAAGCUUCUUGUUCGCUAA